This is a messenger RNA of Branchiostoma floridae (Florida lancelet), 2016 nucleotides long. RefSeq names its product calponin homology domain-containing protein DDB_G0272472-like. Bases 1 to 2016 code for a protein of 671 amino acids. The record is from RefSeq and is a predicted model, not a curated record. Gene Ontology annotation, molecular function: zinc ion binding; RNA binding. Lineage: Eukaryota; Metazoa; Chordata; Leptocardii; Amphioxiformes; Branchiostomatidae. The transcript has 2 exons.
AUGGAAGAAUAUAUCGAGGCAGGUUCGAAAUUAAGCCUGAAGGAGGAGGCUUUGCAAACGUAUGUGCAGCAGGCACUGGAGAGGGAGGAGAGAGCCAAGGAAAGAGAAAUGCAAAAGUUGAAGUUAGAAGCCGAAAAGAGAGAGAAGGAACGACAGGUAGAGAUGGAGAAACUGAAGUUAGAAGCUGAGAAGCUCAAGUUAGAAGCUGAAGAGAAAGAGAAGGAACGGCAGGUCGAGAUAGAGAAGCAGAAGUUAGAAGCUGAAGAGAAAGAGAAGGAACGGCAGGUCGAGAUAGAGAAGCAGAAGUUAGAAGCUGAAGAGAAAGAGAAGGAACGGCAGGUAGAGAUAGAGAAGCUGAAGCUACAAGCUGAGGAAAAAGAGAGAGAAAGGCAGGAGAAGGAAGCGGAACGGCGACAUCAGCUGGAGAUGAGACAGCUGGGGCCGGAGGGGGGUGCAGCCGCAGAAACGGAAAGUGUUCGGGCUAAGAUACCCAAGCUUCCAGCCUUCGAGGAUGGCAAGGACGACCUCGAUGCCUUUCUACAGAGGUUCGCAACCUCCAACGGCUGGAAGGAGACAACGUGGGCCUCCACCUUAAGUGCUUUGCUCACUGGAACGGCACUGCAAGUAUAUUCUCGGCUUAGCGACCAUGAAGCCCGGGAUUAUAACAAGGUGAAGGAGGCACAUAUGAAGCGCUACAAUCUUACAGAAGAUGGAUUUCGCGCCAAGUUUCGUCACAACCAACCAGAAAAGGGGGAGAGUCCGGAACAGUUUCUGGUGCGACUGACCAAGUACCUUGACCGAUGGGUAGAUUUGUCCAAGACAACCAGGGACUAUGAGUCCAUCCAGGACAUGUUCGUCAGGGAACAAUUCAUGGAGGCAUGUCCCACGGACUUGGCCACUCACCUACGAGAGCGAGCCCCGCAGUCCAUGAAAGAGAUGGCAGAGAUGGCGCAGCACUUCCUAGAGGCUCAUAGGCGGGAACUGGCAACCCGGGUGGACAUGGUGGAAGUUCAAAAUCCCGGAGAUGCCCGCGUUGUCAAGAGGUGUUACAACUGCAACAGCCCGGAGCACUUGGCCAGGGCCUGCCCGCAAGUGAGACAACUGAUGGAGCCGUCCCAAGGGACCUCAUUAUACGCCAACAACGGAAAAGUGACAGGGUACGAGUAUGAAGGGGAAGUCGAGGGAACACCCGUGACUAUGUUGUUAGACACGGGAAGUACGCAGACAUUUGUCCACAAUGACUUGGUCCACCCUAUGAAGAUCAAUGCAGAUGCUCAGGGCGGGAUAAAGUGCAUCCUUGGGGAUAUACAAAACUAUCCGACCGCAAAAGUCGCUAUCAAGGUGGGGAAUACAACCUAUGCGGUAAAGGCCAAAGUGAGCCAAAACCUGCCAAGACCUGUCAUCCUCGGACGUGACAUCCCGAACUUGGCCAAGCUGGUACAGACAGCUCCAACGCAUAAGUUCGGUCAGGGACCCACCUCCGCAGGAGACGGGAGGAUAGCCUCCAAUAACGGACCAGCAUUCGGUCGCCAUGGUGACGGAGGAGGUCGCGGUGGUUACAGACGUGACGGGGACUACGACAGGAGCAACCGUGGAUUCAGAUCGAGCCAGUACAGUUACGAUGGUCGUGGCAGAUCGUAUGGGGAGAGCCAGCGUGGCUUUGGCCCAGGGUAUCGCGACAUCCACAACCAUGGAGGCGGCCAGGGGCCGAAGAGCAGGAAAAGAUAUGGCCCGCCUGUCCGCACUAACUACCGUCUGAUUGUGGAGAACUUGUCCAGUCGCUGUAGCUGGCAGAACUUGAAGGAUUACAUGCGGCAAGCUGGAGAAGUCACCUUUGCUGAUGUGCACAAGCAGAACAGGAAUGAGGGGAUUGUGGAAUUCACCACCUACCGAGACAUGGAGAAUGCCCGGCGUAAGCUUGACGGGACUGAAAUCUAUGGUUGUGAGAUCAAACUGGUGGAGUCUAAGCCUGCAUGGAGCACUACCGAUAUAUUGAAAGACCUUUAUUGUUUCUAG